GCUGUUGCACUCACCAUAGCAGCUUUUUUCUGUCACUAGAAGGGUGUCUCUUUGCUUCUGCAAUAUGUCUUACAGGUCCUUCAAACAGACAACCAAGUCAAGCCAGCAUGGCUCAGGAGGAUAUGGAGGCAGUCAAGUUGGCGGUGGCUAUUGUGGUGUAGGGGCUGGAGCUGGCUUUGGUGGUGACUUUGGUUUUGGUGGAGGUAUUGGCGGUGGUGCUGGUGGUUAUGCCAGUGGAUUUUCUGCUGAUGGUUUUGGUGUAGGUGGUGGUUUUGGUGGUUCCUAUGGUGGUGGUGGUUCCUAUGGUGGUGGUGCCUUUGGUGGUUCCUAUGGUGGUGGUGCCUUUGGUGGUAGUGGAGGUGGAAAUAUGGGCGUCUUCGCAGUUAAUGAGAAGCUAACCAUGCAGAAUCUCAAUGAUCGCUUGGCAUCUUAUCUGGACAAAGUCCAUGAACUGGAAGCAAAAAAUACUGAGCUGGAACGGAAGAUUAAGGACUGGUAUGACAAACAUGGGCCAGCACCUCCUGAGGCACCAAAGGACUACAGCAAAUAUUUCAACCAAAUUGAGGCCCUUAAAGUACAGAUCAUCAACGCAUCCAAAGACAAUGCAGCAAUUUUAUUACAGUGCGACAAUGCUAGACUGGCUGCCGAUGACUUCAAGCAGAAAUAUGAGAAUGAACAGGUCAUUCGCUAUUCAGUGGAGGCUGAUAUCAAUGGUCUGCGUAGAGUCCUGGAUGAGCUUAUCCUGUCCAAGUCUGAACUGGAAGCUCAGCUUGGGAGUCUUACUGAGGAACUGGCCUAUCUCAAAAAGAAUCAUGAUGAUGAAAUGAAAGCCAUCAAAGCACCAGAAACUGGUAAAGUUAGUGUUGAAAUGAACGCAGCACCGGGCACGGACUUGACCAAAAUCCUGAAUGACAUGAGAGCUCGGUAUGAAGACCUGGCUAGGAAUAACCGCCAAGAAGCAGAAAACAACUUCAACAAAAUUAGUGCCGAUUUGAAAAACCAAAUGCAACACGUACAGAUUACCAUUGAUGAAAGCAGGACAGAAGUAACAAACCUUAAAAAAACACUGCAAGCCCUACAAAUUGAGCUUCAGUCACAACUUGCCCAGAAAAACUCCCUGGAAAUACUGUUAGCAGAGACCGAGGGAAGAUUCUGCAUGAAACUGUCACAUAUCCAGGAGACCAUUGCCUGUGUAGAGCAGCGGUUGGCACAGCUCAGAGCUGAGUCCGAGUGCCAGAAAGCUGAAUACCAACAGCUCUUGGAAAUGAAGACUAAGUUGGAGAAUGAGAUUGCAACAUAUCGAUCCCUCCUGGAUAAACUAGGGUCCAUACAAAUCAGUCAAGGACAGGGACAGGGACAAAGCCAAGGACAGGGUCAAAGCCAAGGACAGGGACAAAGCCAAGGACAGGGAAAAGGACAAGGCAGAGGUUCUUGGAAAUCAUAAGCGAAGCUGUUCAAGCAUUGGGCUGAAAAGUUGCUGCAUCCAUGGUGGUGGAAGUUGAAGAAAAUAAAAACCCCAAAACAAGGCAGUUUCAGCCCAAGCAGCAGAGUUAAUAUGUGUUACUUUCUGAGGGACUGCUUUAGACUGGGGAGUAAGCACUUGGAUUGCACUAGAUAUGUCACUUCUUGCUGUUUCUUGUUUUUUUCUCUUUGCAUUCUUUUCUCAAUAAACUCUUUUCUGAUGCAAGUUA
Messenger RNA from Xenopus laevis (African clawed frog), 1691 nucleotides. RefSeq names its product keratin 50 L homeolog (gene krt50.L). NCBI's taxonomy places the organism in Eukaryota, Metazoa, Chordata, Amphibia, Anura, Pipidae. The transcript has 8 exons. The record is from RefSeq and is a predicted model, not a curated record. The coding region runs from base 65 to 1444 and encodes 459 amino acids.